GUCGCCCAGUUGGCAGUUUGGAAAAAGCUAUGAUCCGCCGCAUCGCCCUCGCUGUGCUGCACGCCGCGCCACUGGUCAUCUUUCUGCUCAUGUGCAUCUGGAUGGGGGUGACUCUGACUGCGUACAAGACGAGCGUCCUUGGCCAAGUGACGGCCGUGGACUUGGCCGGCUUUUCGGUGCGCUACGCCGACGCGCACCUCUUCAACUGGCACCCGGUGCUCAUGACGUUUGGCCUCCUCUUCUGCUCGUACGAAGCGGCGCUCGUGUUCGUGACGGCGCCGUUUGACCACAACACCAACAAGAUUGUGCACGCGUCGUUGCAUGGGAUGUCGCUGCUCUCGGCGGUGCUGGGCGCGAUCGCUGUCUUCUCGUAUCACUUUGCCCAGAAGAUUCCCAAUCUGUAUAGCCUCCACAGCUGGCUCGGGCUGCUCACGGUCGUCGCCUUUCUGGAGCAGGUUGUCGUUGGCUUUGUGGCGUUCUUGUACCCGCGUCUCGCUGCGCGCUGGCGGCUCGCGCUGGUGCCGUACCAUGUUGGCUUUGGUGUCGCCGUUCUCGGCCUCGUGGCCGCCACGAUCGUGACUGGGAUUAUGGAGAAGCUCGGGUUCAACGGCUCGUGCAACAUUUCCGGCAAGCUCGACGGACGCGACGUGCACGGCUACAUGGCACCGGACUGCAUGCUCGGCAAUGUGAUUGGGCUUUUGGUGGCGCUGACGUUUGGAAGCGUUGCGAUGACGGUGAUCGUCUCGAAGCUGCCGACGCCGCCCCGAGGCCCCAUCGAGCUGGCGAUGGACGGGACGGAGACCGUGCCGUUGAUGGCCCAUGACGACUGAAGGGCUCAUGGACCUCUUGUGUAGUUGAGUGUGCCUACCUCUUUUCCCAGCUGUGUGAAGGCGUAACCUAUAAGAACCG
Molecule: messenger RNA, 909 nt
Organism: Saprolegnia parasitica CBS 223.65
Lineage: Eukaryota; Oomycota; Saprolegniomycetes; Saprolegniales; Saprolegniaceae
Exons: 5
Coding region: 30-830 (266 amino acids)
Molecular function (GO): oxidoreductase activity
Source: RefSeq, a predicted model, not a curated record